CAGCACCACAUGGUAAGCCAUCCGUAGCCCCAACUUCCCAGUCCGCCGUUGAGGUAGAGGACGUUUUUCGUUCGUUGCUGUUUGCACCUUUCCUCCUGUCCCAUUCCAUAUCAACAUUGCUCUCUACAAUGGCUUCACUCUCUCGCACCCUCAGACCCCUCGCCCGUGCUGCAGUUUCCGCGACGCCACGCACUCAGCAGACUCGUGCAACACUGCAAAAUGUAUCACAAGCGUCAAGAAGAUGUCUUUCUGGCACCGCGUCGCGACGGUAUGACACGGACAACAUCACUACGCAUGGCGACCCAUAUGAUCUCAGUACAAUGCACCCAACGCCCAUCUUCCACUUCACCGAAACCGAGCAGGCACUAGCCGACGCAGUCUCCAAGUUCGCAAACGAGGACCUGUUGCCAAAGGUACGGGAGAUGGAUGAGAACGAAAAGAUGGACCCUGCCAUCGUCGAGCAACUGUUCGAGCAAGGCUUCAUGGGCAUUGAGAUCCCGGAGAAGUAUGGUGGAGCAGGCAUGAACUUCACAGCCGCCAUCGUAGGCAUCGAGGAGCUUGCGAGGGUAGACCCGAGUGUGAGCGUUCUGGUGGACGUACACAACACACUCGUCAACACCGUCCUGCUGAAGUACGGCACGGAGGAGUCGAGAGCGAAGUGGCUACCGAAGCUUGCAACGAACACCGUGGGAUCCUUCUGCCUUUCAGAGCCAGCGUCAGGGUCAGACGCUUUUGCGCUGAAGACAAGAGCGGAGAAGACCGCAGACGGGUAUAAGAUCAACGGCAGCAAAAUGUGGAUCACGAACUCCAUGGAAGCCGGCUUCUUUAUCGUCUUUGCCAACCUCUUCCCGGAGAAAGGCUACAAGGGCAUCACAGCCUUCAUCGUGGACAAGGAGAUGAAGGGCUUCAGCAUCGCAAAGAAGGAGAAGAAACUCGGUAUCCGAGCAUCCAGCACAUGCGUGGUCAACUUCGACGACGUUGAGAUUCCGAAGGGCAACCUGCUCGGUGAGGAAGGUCAGGGCUACAAAUACGCCAUCGGCAUCUUGAAUGAAGGCCGGAUAGGCAUCGCGGCGCAAAUGACCGGCCUUGCACUUGGAGCUUUUGACAACGCGGCCCGCUACGUCUGGAACGACCGCAAGCAGUUUGGUUCGCUCGUGGGAGAGUUCCAGGGCAUGCAGCAUCAGCUUGCGCAAGCAUACACCGAGAUAUCGGCGGCGCGAGCGCUGGUGUACAAUGCUGCGCGGAAGAAGGAGGCGGGGCUAGACUUUGUGAGGGACGCUGCGAUGGCGAAGCUGUUCUCAAGUCAAGUUGCGCAAAGGGUGAGUGGUAGCGCAAUCGAGUGGAUGGGUGGGAUGGGCUUUGUUCGGGAAGGGCUGGCGGAGAAGUAUUGGCGAGAUAGCAAGAUUGGUGCUAUCUAUGAAGGUACGAGCAAUAUUCAAUUGACGACUAUUGCGCGGUUAUUGCAGAAGGAGUACACUGUAUGAACGGGCUAUGCUGGGCAGUCGGCGGCGCAUAGGGGAUAUAGCAGCGGCGUCUUGGUGUUGGAAAUGGUCUUGUAAAGUCUUGCAAACUGUGAAAGCAUGAUGCAUUUCACCUCUCAUCCUUAGUUGCGCAUCGACCAAGUUGUGCAAUAGCACGUGUACUCGAAUAUGUAUGUGGUUGUGGUGACGCGAACCUCGAGCGU
Molecule: messenger RNA, 1684 nt
Organism: Baudoinia panamericana UAMH 10762
Lineage: Eukaryota; Fungi; Ascomycota; Dothideomycetes; Mycosphaerellales; Teratosphaeriaceae
Exons: 1
Coding region: 129-1484 (451 amino acids)
Cellular component (GO): mitochondrion
Molecular function (GO): flavin adenine dinucleotide binding; acyl-CoA dehydrogenase activity
Source: RefSeq, a predicted model, not a curated record